CUCUAUUCAUAUAGUAGAACAAAUCCACAGGAAUAGGAUAGACUAGGGAAAUAUUAAAUAUGCCACAAUACGAGAAUUUGGAGGACGGAAACAUGGAGAGGGUUUAUGGCCAAGGCGAUGGUGACGGCGAGGGUGAUAGUAACACCAGCAGUGAUGAAUCCUCCGUCGUCGAUGAGGGUCCAACCUAUUACAGUUGUUCGGUGUGUUUGCGCACGGCCCGCAAUCCUCAGGUCAAUUUUUGCGGUCAUCAUUUUUGCGCACGUUGCAUUGCCAAUUGGAUAUAUACUCGUGGAUCCCGGGCAAAUUGUCCUUAUUGUUUGUCACGCAUUGGCGAGAAUACACUAAUAUCUAUUCGUUACUCGGAGAGCUUGUGGUACUCGAAUAGGCUUCCCAACAGUCGUUCGUUGGAGGAACAUCGCCGGAUGCUAUUGCAAGGAGCCGAAUACAUCAAAGAGGGUCCAUAUCUACCAUCUGCUGGAAUGUUCAACAGUGGUUAUGUCGAGUAUCCACCGCAGCCGUUGAUGCGUCUAAAGCCGCUGGCACCUCAGCUCCUGCGUCAGGAGAAGAGUCUGCCCAUUCGACGUCAAUUUGUGGAUCACACCUGGGGCCAACGUAUCAUGAUGCUAAUGAUAAUGAUUUUCCUGUUGGGCAUGUGCCAUAUAGGUACCCUACGGGUAUAAUUCCAUUCGGCUUGGACUAGCAUAACCCAUCAAUGGACAAUUAUUUCUAAAUUCCAACAUUGAAAUCCAAAAUUACUCAGAUUGUUUUCCAACUCCUCGCACUUUCUCUACGUCCUUUAUUAAAAUAUGCUCAAGCCAUUCAUAUAA
This is a messenger RNA of Drosophila willistoni, 827 nucleotides long. Its product is annotated as E3 ubiquitin-protein ligase RMA1. Gene Ontology annotation, molecular function: ubiquitin protein ligase activity; ubiquitin-like protein conjugating enzyme binding; metal ion binding. The coding region runs from base 60 to 680 and encodes 206 amino acids. Gene Ontology annotation, cellular component: endoplasmic reticulum. The transcript has a single exon. Gene Ontology annotation, biological process: ubiquitin-dependent protein catabolic process. Lineage: Eukaryota; Metazoa; Arthropoda; Insecta; Diptera; Drosophilidae. The record is from RefSeq and is a predicted model, not a curated record.